Penicillium malachiteum is the source of this 1362-nucleotide messenger RNA. RefSeq lists its product as uncharacterized. The coding region runs from base 1 to 1362 and encodes 453 amino acids. The record is from RefSeq and is a predicted model, not a curated record. Lineage: Eukaryota; Fungi; Ascomycota; Eurotiomycetes; Eurotiales; Aspergillaceae. The transcript is spliced from 2 exons.
AUGACCAAUAACUCUUUUGGUGACGAUGCAGAUCAACCUCGGAUAGUCGAUCCAUGGGAAGAAAAUUGGCAGUAUGCCCCCACUCCUGGCUACUGCGGUACAUGUAGCACACCCACAACCCUGCACUCUCCUAGCCCUGCCCCAUAUCGCGCCACGGAUCAGCCACAGUCGGACCAACUUGAUUUCCUGCCAUUUUGCGAAUGGAAUGAAGGUGGCGAAUACUAUGAAGAGCCACCGAGAUACGUCUGCUACACAAUCGAGUGGAAGCUUAUACUGAACCAUAAGGCGGUAGGUAGAGUGACCGAGGAAGAUUUGGUUGUAGCUCCUAGCGAGUAUUGGGAGGGAACUUUGAAAGCAGGAGUUGAAGACAUGCUGCAACUGAAAAAGAGACGUCACCAGAGAGUUCGAUCUGAGGGCACAGCCGUUACGAUGAAAUCGAACGACCGGUCCCAGAGGAAUAUCGAAAAAUUCUACAAUUCUGCUAAAAUCGACUGGAAACCAGUGGAGAAGCAGCUGCAUAAAUGGAGCAAUCUGCUUCGUAUUGGCAAGAAACUCACUAUAGUCGUUGUAUUUAAUUAUAGGAGUGAAGAUGACGAUCAUUCUGUGACUGCAUCAAAGAGGGUCGACAAGAGAGGGCGUGUGUCUACAACAAGCAGAAUGUUGACUGAGCGAGAGGCUCAUAUUGCUGAUGAGGAAGAGAGAACCGGGCGAACUGCAACGUGGAGUGCUGUAUAUGACCGUAUGCGGUGUAAUAUUCGUUCUUGCCCGCUUAAGUCUGAUUGGUGCUGGGAGGACCCAACGGACAAGAGACACUACAAAUUGAGAGCUCCCCAUCUAGAGAGACUUAUUGAGCAUGUUGAUAGUGGUGGGUCCCUCGAUUGUCAUGGUGAUGUCCCUAGCGAUAUCCGUCGAGACCUGAUUCUGGAAAGUCAGAUAGGAAGAAAGUCUAAAAAGGCUGACAUCGCAUCGACUGGGCCACUAUAUCCUCCAACCAUUAUUAAUGUCCUGCCAGCACAAACCGGAAGUGCAUCCACGGUUACUUCGUCCCUGCCCAGACAUAUGCUUGAGAAGCAUCUGUCAAUUCCUAGGCAUCGGGAAGCAGCAUGGCUGGAAUCACGUGCCACCGACGAGGAAUACAAAGCAGAUUUCCGAAAAAUCUGCCAAGUAACAUUGGAAAAUCACCUCGACCUUGAACUAAUCCUGGAAGACCCAGACGCUGGCUUCUUUGUUCAGCGAGGAAUUCAAAUUGGAACCGCCCGUCGUUUCCUACGUGAUAUAAAUGAAUGGGCGGGAGUGACAAAACCAAAUCUGCAAGUUGACCAAGCUCCUGGAAUUAUUCUUGAUGGUCCCGAACGAGUUUGA